Molecule: messenger RNA, 1281 nt
Organism: Onychomys torridus (southern grasshopper mouse)
Lineage: Eukaryota; Metazoa; Chordata; Mammalia; Rodentia; Cricetidae
Product: alcohol dehydrogenase 1-like
Exons: 9
Coding region: 48-1196 (382 amino acids)
Biological process (GO): retinol metabolic process; retinoic acid metabolic process
Cellular component (GO): cytosol
Molecular function (GO): all-trans-retinol dehydrogenase (NAD+) activity; zinc ion binding
Source: RefSeq, a predicted model, not a curated record
CACUGGAGACGGAGAGGCUCUCAGUUCUGAACCUGCCGGAAGCAAAGAUGGAACAAGUCAGCCUCGCCACGAAAACAGCCAGCAGUGUCAUCACGUGCAAGGCAGCUGUUGCCUGGACAGCAAAUGCCCCUCUAUCCAUCGAGGAGGUUCAAGUUGACCCACCAAAGGUUGGCGAGGUUCGAAUUAAGAUUAUAUCUGCCGGACUCUGUGGUACUGAUAACCACAUCCUGGAAGGGAAAAACAAAGUACCGCUUCCUGCCAUCUUGGGCCAUGAAGGAGCUGGGAUUGUGGAGAGUAUCGGACAAGGCGUAACUACCUUAAAGCCAGGAGAUAAAGUCUUAACGUUGCCUCUUCCGGAAUGUAGAGAAUGUGUCUAUUGCCUCCACCCUAAGGGCAACUUCUGUAAGAAAGAGAAUAUUCUCUUUCCAACUGGAUUAAUGUUGGAUGGAACCAGCAGAUUUACCUGCAGAGGGAAGAAAAUCUAUCAUCUUUACGGGACCAGUACAUUCACAGAAUAUACUGUGGUAGAUGAAAUUGCCCUGGCAAAGAUUGAUGAUGCCGCUCCAAUGGAUAAAGUCUGUAUCUUAGGCUGUGAGGUGCCGACAGGCUUUGGAGCUGUGUUUAAUACAGCACAGGUCACCCCUGGCUCCACCUGUGUGGUGUUUGGACUCGGAGGGAUCGGCUCUGCCAUCGUCAUGGCCUGCAAAGCCUCUGGUGCUUCUAGAAUCAUCGGGGUUGACAUCAAUGAGCAGAAGUUUCCCCGGGCAAGAGCCUUGGGCGUCACUGAUUGUCUCAACCCUAACAAGCUCAAGAAACCUGUCCAGGAGGUGGUGAUGGAAAUGACUGGUAUUGGUGCUGACUUUGCAUUCGAGGCCAUCGGCCUCAUUGAAACCAUGGUUGCAGCUUUGAAGUCAUGCGUUGUGAGCUACGGGGUGUGUGUGAUUAUGGGAGUAGCUCCCUCAGGGUCACAGAUCUCUUUCGACCCAGGAGUGCUUCUUCCUGGGAGAACCUUGAAAUCUUCUGUUAUGGGAGGGUAUAAAACCAGAGAUGGCAUCACUAAAAUAGUAACUGACUACUUACAAAAAAAAAUCAACACAGAUGCUCUUAUAACCCAUAAGCUGCCUUUUGAAAAAAUCAAUGAAGCGUUCAAAGUAUUACGAGAGGGAAACUGCAUCCGCUGCAUCCUCACGCUCUAAGACCCUGACAAUGGCGGCACAUUAGCAUCCUCAGCAGGGCUCUGUGGUGCUUCUUCACCUCCUUGAAGAUUAAAUUGCAACCUAU